AUGGAGAGUACUUCAAAAUGGUUCAGUUGCAAAAGCAAUUCUAGCCAUCAGAUUGAAGGAAAAAAUCACCACAAGAUGAGUAUCCCUCCAACCCCAUUGAGUGUGAGGUCAAGUGCACAAAACACUCCAGCUUUACACCCAUUUAGCCCAGCAUUUUCAAGGAGUACACCCUACUCCUACUCAGCUCCGUACUCAAUUCCAUACGAGGGCACAUACGAUAGUGAUGAUGAAGAUUUUAAUGGUCCAUCUCAUCCUGCUCCAUCACAGUGGCAUUUACUGAGCAUGAACACACCUGAAUGGGGAAAGAGCUUUGUUAGUGUGCUUAGGAGCAAUAGGCUCGGGAUCUGUUCACCAAUUAAUGCGUAUUGUGUGGGAGCACUUAUAGCGGUUUACUUCAGGACAGAUAAAUCGUCCAUCGCAUCUCAUGCAAGAGGACAUUCUCUCGUUUGUUCAAUAUCUCCGGAGCAACUUUUCCAAGCCUUUCUAGCACUUCUAUUUACUGCAUAUACCAUUGCAGAAGCUGGAAGCAUGACAAAAGAUUUGUCAAGAGGAAGUAAUGCUGUUCGUUCAGUUUUUGCAAUCCUUGACAGAAAGAGUGAGAUUGAUCCAGAGAACUCAUGGCAAAUUGAUGCAAUGGAGAAUGAUAUUAAGGGCCGUGUGGAGCUAAGAAAUGUGUUCAUUGCUUUUCCAUCAAGACCUGACCAGUUGAUACUAAAGGGCCUCAACCUUAAAAUCGGAGCAGGAACCACUUUUGCAUUAGUUGACCAGAGUGGUUCAGGGAAUCAGCAACUAUUGGACUCAUUGAAAGAUUUUACGAUCCAAUUAAGGGAUCAGUGUUUAUUGAUGAUAAGGACAUAA
Messenger RNA from Fraxinus pennsylvanica, 858 nucleotides. Lineage: Eukaryota; Viridiplantae; Streptophyta; Magnoliopsida; Lamiales; Oleaceae. The record is from the annotation of a GenBank genome assembly.